GGUAUUUUCAUCAUUAUAGGAUUUGCUAAGAGGGAAAAAAUAAAAGAAAGAAAAAAAAAAGUGAAGAUAUUUCUCUCCCAAAAUAACAAAAUAAAUUUGCAGACUUUUGCUGAGGUUUUAAAAAAAAGAGUCCAGUCUAUUACUCUAUUAUCCUCUUCGCCCACCGAACAAACACCGAAGUCCAACUGUGUGUCUGGUUGAAUAAACAUGGCGUCAAUGGCUGCUGUCACCGCUCAACUCACAUACCCCAAUCUUCACGAGUCUACUAAGCCGAAGCUCUCCCCGCCAUCAUCUUGUAUUCUCUCUUUCUUUCUCUAUUUUGGGUUUUGUGGGUUUCGGUAAUCUGUUGUGCUGAUGCUUGUGUUCCUUGUUUAUUGCAUAUAGAUUGUCAAUCUGUGAUGAUUUUUGUUAUUUUGUACGUUUUGAGAAAUGGGUUCAUUCAGAAGUGUCCUUUUUUAGAGAAAAUAAAGGAAACAGAAUUUAAAAAUUGGUGUCUAAUUUCAUUACUUGAUUCUUCCCAGUUUCACUUUAGCUAUACAGUUUCGGUCUUGAAAUGAGAAUUUGACAAAUGUAAUGUUGAAUUUUAAUGGGAGCUGCAAAUCUAGAUUGUUCCGUUCAACCAAUCAUACUGAUACAAUUGAUGUUUACGAGCUCAGAUAUACGUAAAACAAAUUGAUGAAGUAAGUAAUUAUCUAAAUGUGUGCCAUUUGAUUUUGGGGCUUAACUCUGCCUAGAGGAUUAUAUGCCAAAUUCUGAUAAGUUGAUGCUGUUGGAUAACUUGUCUUUGGAUUUCUACUGUGGCAAUGGUUCGAACCCCUUUUGCAUGUAAGCAAAUUGCUAAUUAAGAUGGGCGCCAUCCAGUUUGGACUGAAAUUGGACUUGGCACCAAUGGAUGUGGGUUGUUUCCGUUGCUUGGAUGCCUUUUUUAGCUUUGAAAAUCCCUUAGACUUCAAAUGGAAUUUCUACUUUCUUGGGUGGCAGGGGGCUAUGGCACCUCUGCUAUUCUUUCAUGGAGCUUACUCACUUGGAUUUCUGGUGACUCCAUUGCUUGGGUUUGGGAUCUCUGCAAACGUGGAUUUGGCACACGAAACUUAUCUUGGUCUACCUGUCACAAAAAUACCCGUAGACAGUUACAAAUUUGUGGUCUGUUUGGAGGGGGGAAAAAGGAUAAAAAUGAGGCGGGUGAUGAUGGUCCCGCUAAGGCAGGAAUUCUAGGAAACAUGCAAAAUUUAUAUGAGACUGUGAAAAAGGCUCAAAUGGUUGUUCAAGUUGAAGCAGUACGCGUCCAAAAAGAACUUGCUGCAGCAGAGUUUGAUGGUUAUUGUGAAGGUGAACUCGUCAAGGUGACUUUAUCAGGGAACCAACAACCAGUACGUACUGAAAUCACAGAGGCUGCAAUGGAUUUGGGGUCUGAAAAACUUUCCCUUUUGAUCACCGAGGCAUACAAAGAUGCUCAUCAGAAGAGUGUUUUGGCCAUGAAGGAGAGGAUGAGCGAUCUUGCCCAGAGUUUGGGAAUGCCUCCAGGUCUCGGUGAGGGAUUUAAGCAAUAAUGCAGCAGGAUUCCAAGACCAGAAAAUAUAGAGUGGAGGAAUUGUAGGCAGAUACACUUGAUCUUGGUUUUUAUUUUAACUUUUUUUCUUUUAGUAUAAAAAGAAGAAUUGACCAAUUUUGGCAUAGGAAACAUUAUGUGAUCAGGAUUUUCUCCAAUGUAUUGUUUGCUUUUUAUUUUAUUUUAUUUUUUCGUUUUUAUUUUUGUGUAUUUCAUUUUGGGUUGAAGAUGGGUUUUUUCUUGAAUUCAAAGAACUGAACUCUUCUAGUUUUGGCAGUUUGACGAAAUCCAUAUUUCAUAACGUCUAGACAUGUCUGUAUACAUCCAUAUUCUAGUUUCAAACCUGUGACUCUCUGGCCAUGUCUGGUCGCAAAACAACAUCCUUAUGAUUCACCCGAAGUCUGGCCAAAUGAUACUGUUCUGCAACUUCACAAAUACAAAUCAUAUUUACUUAUCUUCAUUUCUUUCACGGCGCCGAUAUGGAAAUUCUACAAAUCAAUUGCUUCCUCUUCGCAUCCAAAGCAAGAAAUCGGGGAUCUUCCAUGGAAGAAUCCCCCAAAAACCCUAAACAAAGACAUAAUUUUUAGACAUUCAUCUGGCUCCCUGCUAAAGCCCUAGUUUGAUUCAGGGUGCGUAUGCAUUUCUGGCGUACUUUGAUUUCAUUGCCAAAAAUUCAUCAAAGCCCCACCUCACAAAGUCUUCCAGAGAAGAUGACUAUGCUCAUCGCUGGGUUAUUUUUCGAUGUAUGAUUGACAUGAUGGUUUUUAACCUUGAUACGAAGCAAUUCCCUCUUGCUCGUGGAUGAUCGUGUGAUUGCAACAUUGUUGGGUACUUCCAAUGGCCUUGUUUGCGUUUCUGGGAGAAAGGGAUUCUUUUUGUGGAACAUGAUUACAUGUCUAAAAUUUAACAACAGAGCUCCAUUGUUCAGUUUGGUACCAGUUAAAGGCAAGUUUCUUCUAUUGCUGUUCUUGGGUUUUGAACUAUUCUGAAAGAAUCACAUCUUUUGCAGUCUUAUUGCUAUUAUUAUAUUGAUGAAUAGAUUAGAAUUUCCAGAUGUUAUACAUCCCAAUUAGAACAUGUAAGAGGGGAUGAAGAG
Molecule: messenger RNA, 2645 nt
Organism: Oldenlandia corymbosa var. corymbosa
Lineage: Eukaryota; Viridiplantae; Streptophyta; Magnoliopsida; Gentianales; Rubiaceae
Source: the annotation of a GenBank genome assembly